Molecule: messenger RNA, 777 nt
Organism: Miscanthus lutarioriparius
Lineage: Eukaryota; Viridiplantae; Streptophyta; Magnoliopsida; Poales; Poaceae
Source: the annotation of a GenBank genome assembly
AUGUGCCGCGCCACGUCGAUAGAGGGCGGCUUCCUCCGCCCGUCCCCGUCCCCGUCCCCGUCCCCGCGCCUCGACAUCCGCGCCUUCUACCUCCGCCUCUCUUCCUGCUCCCCCGUGGCGCCGGCGCCCACGGAGCUCACGCUCGUGUACAACCCGGCCAUCGGCGGCGCGGCGCUGGGGCUCAACGGCCGCGCGCUCCCGCCAGCCGCGCCCGCGGAGGUCACGCUCCGCCGGGUCUCCAGCGGGGACGCGUACGCGUAUGCGAGCGCCGACCGCGUCGCUGCCGCCGAGGGCGCGCGCUUCGAGGUGCUCGCCGGGGAGGAGGUCGCGGCGGAGGGCGUUUUCUUGCGGCGUCGCGGCGGCGAGGGGUGGCGCGUGGAGUGCCGCCGGGCGCCGGUCUCGGCCUCGGCGUCCGUGUGCGUGGCGGAGGUGGUGGUGCUCGCGGAGGGCGGCGUGCUGAUGCGGGACAAAGCCCGGGCGGCCGGCCGGGGCCGGAUGCGGUGCGGGGCCACCAGGCUGGAGGGCAUCCCGGAGGAGGCCACGGACCUCGGCAGCUGGGGCCGCUGCGAGUGCCGCGCCUGCGGUGACGACGGCGACGACGGGUGGGAGGUGGUCGGGGACGCGUCGGACGACGGCGAGCCGUGGAAGCACGAGGAGGAGGAGGAGGAGGAGGAGACGGUGAGGUGGGCGAUGGAGAUGGGCGUCUGGGCCGUGUGCCUUGGCGUCGGCCUCCUCGCCACGGCCAGGCGGUUCCGGCGGAAGCACGCCUUCUGGUGA